GUUGGUUAGGAGCAGAACUACAACCAUUCCUUGUAGUGAAGAUGGGAAAAAUGGGGUCUCCAAUGACCUCUCUCAUUCUGGCUGUUUUAGUAGCAGUCUUCUCUCUCAGCUUGCCAUCAGAAACCACAGCAAACUACCCGUACUCAUCCCCUCCACCUCCCCCAAAGAAACCUUACAAGUACUACUCUCCUCCUCCGCCGGUGAAACCAUACUAUCCACCACACCAUCCGGUGCAUCCACCACUCCAUCCAGUGCAUCCACCGCUCCAUCCGGUGCAUCCACCACACCAUCCAAUUCCACCAGUGCAUCCACCAUACCAUCCAAUUCCACCAGUGCAUCCACCACACCAUCCAGUGCAUCCACCGCACCACCCAGUGCAUCCACCAUACUAUCCACCACACCAUCCAGUGCAUCCACCACACAAGCCAGUUCACCCCCCACCGAAGAAACCCUACGUGUACAAGUCUCCCCCACCACCACCACCUAAGGAGCAUCACCAUCAUCAUCCUCCAUCACCACACUAUCCACCACACUACCCACCACAUCUUCCACCACACCAUCCACCUUACAAGUACAAGUCUCCUCCCCCUCCUCCUCCUGUUCCAGUUUACCAUCCCCCUUACAAGUACAAGUCUCCUCCCCCUCCUCCUCCUGUUCCAGUUUACCAUCCACCUUACAAGUACAAGUCUCCUCCCCCUCCUCCUCCUGUUCCAGUUUACCAUCCUCCUUACAAGUACAAGUCUCCUCCCCCUCCUCCUCCUGUUCCAGUUUACCAUCCCCCUUACAAGUACAAGUCUCCUCCCCCUCCUCCUCCUGUUCCAGUUUACCAUCCCCCUUACAAGUACAAGUCUCCUCCUCCUCCUCCUCCUGUUCCAGUUUACCAUCCCCCUUACAAGUACAAGUCUCCUCCCCCUCCUCCUCCUGUUCCAGUUUACCAUCCCCCUUACAAGUACAAGUCUCCUCCCCCUCCUCCUCCUGUUCCAGUUUACCAUCCCCCUUACAAGUACAAGUCUCCUCCUCCUCCUCCUCCUGUUCCAGUUUACCAUCCCCCUUACAAGUACAAGUCUCCUCCCCCUCCUCCUCCUGUUCCAGUUUACCAUCCCCCUUACAAGUACAAGUCUCCUCCCCCUCCUCCUCCUGUUCCAGUUUACCAUCCUCCUUACAAGUAUAAGUCUCCUCCCCCUCCUCCUCCUGUUCCAGUUUACCAUCCACCUUACAAGUACAAGUCUCCUCCUCCUCCUCCUCCAGUUCACCACCAUCCACCUUACAAGUACAAGUCUCCUCCUCCUCCUCCUCCUGUUCCAGUUUACCAUCCACCUUACAAGUACAAGUCUCCUCCCCCUCCUCCUCCAGUUCACCACCAUCAUCCUUACAAGUACAAGUCUCCUCCCCCUCCUCCUCCUGUUCCAGUUUACCAUCCACCUUACAAGUACAAGUCUCCUCCCCCUCCUCCUCCAGUUCACCACCAUCAUCCUUACAAGUACAAGUCUCCUCCCCCUCCUCCUCCUGUUCCAGUUUACCAUCCACCUUACAAGUACAAGUCUCCUCCCCCUCCUCCGCCAGUUCCAGUCUACCAUCCACCUUACAAGUACAAAUCUCCUCCCCCUCCUCCGCCAGUUCCAGUUUACCAUCCACCUUACAAGUACAAGUCUCCUCCCCCUCCUCCGCCAGUUCCAGUCUACCAUCCACCUUACAAGUACAAGUCUCCUCCCCCUCCUCCUCCAAUUUACCAUCCACCCUAUGUGUACAAGUCCCCACCACCACCACCACCACACCCGUCGUACAUCUAUGCAUCUCCCCCUCCUCCGCACCACUACUAGAUAAUGGCUUUAUUGCAUCAUGGAAAGCAAAAGAACUUUGUGAAAAUAAAGAACAGCCGGGUUGUUUGAAGAAGUAGUAUACUUACAAAGGACAGCGAGUUUCGGAUAUGAAGUAUUGUUGAGUUUGUGCUGUCGGCGUUCCUCUUGCUCAUGAUGUUAAUUGUAGUACGUAGUACUGUAGUGGUAAAUGUAUUUAUGCAAAUUGUGUUUACGAAUGUAGUGGUUUCGACCUUUAAGCAAACGCGGAGGUUGAACACUUAUAAUAAAAUAAGCAUGUUUCUCGAUCGACA
Alnus glutinosa is the source of this 2110-nucleotide messenger RNA. Its product is annotated as extensin-1-like. Bases 42 to 1820 code for a protein of 592 amino acids. NCBI's taxonomy places the organism in Eukaryota, Viridiplantae, Streptophyta, Magnoliopsida, Fagales, Betulaceae. The record is from RefSeq and is a predicted model, not a curated record. The transcript has 2 exons.